Molecule: messenger RNA, 1233 nt
Organism: Saccostrea echinata
Lineage: Eukaryota; Metazoa; Mollusca; Bivalvia; Ostreida; Ostreidae
Product: gastrin/cholecystokinin type B receptor-like
Exons: 1
Coding region: 1-1233 (410 amino acids)
Biological process (GO): neuropeptide signaling pathway
Cellular component (GO): membrane
Molecular function (GO): G protein-coupled peptide receptor activity
Source: RefSeq, a predicted model, not a curated record
AUGGCAAUGGAUGCCAUGUUCUAUCAGAAUCACGACCAAAGUGGCCACGGCACUAAUACCACUCAAUCGAACACGACCAACAAGGAGUCGAUAUUAUUAGAAUUCAACUCUCACAUAUUUCUUGAUAGACUUCCGAACACAAUCAUAAUGUUGUUACUGAUGUUUUUUGGUGUAAUUGGUAACUCUAUUGUUCUCUACGUCUACCUUUCAAGACUAUCCCAUUGGAACAUAGAGCGCUAUUUCAUUCCUUUCCUUGCAAUGGUGGACUUUGCAGCCUGUGUGAUAGGACCUACCUUCUCACUGUUAGAGAAUCUGUACUCUGUCACAUUUCCUUCAGCGAUCGUCUGUAAGACCAUGUGGUAUGCGACCUGUUUAACCAGUGGAAUUUCAGUUUCCCUUUUAUUUAUCGUUGCCAUUAACAGAUACCUAAAACUUUGUAGACCUCACAAAAGACAGAUGACUAUACAUCACAAACGUAUCUUCAUGGCGAUUAUGUUCAGUAUUGUUUCUUUAAUUCUUACACCCAUGGUGUUCUUUGUGGAACUGCAAUACAUUACCUUCACGUAUAAAAAUGAAACAGUUAUAGGAAUAACUUGUGCUCCCCACAAUCCCCAACAGACUCUCGGGGAAACUAUUUAUUUUGGGUGCAUGUUUGGAAUCAUCUCCCUCAUUAUAAUUCUAACAGCCGUACUUUACGUAGCUGUUGGUAAGGUGGUAUUCGAAAGGCUUCGAAAGAGGAGAAAAGGUUCAGUCCCUCCAAGUCCACGAUUAGUCCACCACAACAUAAAUCAGGACCGCAACAAUUCCGUAUUUUCAAUACUUGCUACAGUGACUUCAGCUAAUAACGAUAGCAGCAGUACUUCGAAUUCAAGAAAAGAUUUAGAAUCUACGACUCAAGUCGUAGAUCUACCACGAUCUAACCAGGGGACCUACAGACAAUACAGACUAAAUUUUUACGUCAUGUUUUUGACAAUUUUCAUCUGUAAUACUGUGUCGUUUGUGCCAUCCAUGGUAUAUCUUUUCCUAAACGAAAGUGAUGUCGAAUUCUGGUUCAAUCAUGACCUACUCGUGUUAAACAUUCAUUUAACUGUACACAGAUUAUUUGUGAUCAAUCAUGUGCUGAACCCUUUUAUAUACGGGUAUUUUGACCUCACUUUCAGGAAACACGUGAUUGCAACUUUUCGAAAACUGGCUCGGAGACCUCCACUUGACAGGCAAUUUAGCAGUAGUUAA